Molecule: messenger RNA, 1463 nt
Organism: Moneuplotes crassus
Lineage: Eukaryota; Ciliophora; Spirotrichea; Euplotida; Euplotidae
Source: the annotation of a GenBank genome assembly
AUGGAGUCAACUUCACAUUUGGAAAGCCCUGGAGUGAAUCUCUCUGGGAUUACUGAUCGAAGGCAAAUGCACUUUUGAGACCAUAUCAAGAACUUCUUGACCAAUCUCUUCACAGAGACUGGGAAAGGACUUGCCAUGUCUCAAUGAAGAAUGACUGAGGAAAUGAGAUCCAUGAUUACGAAGCGGUUCGAAAAUGUUAAUGCGAAGACAUUUCCAGGUGCGCAGCCCAUUUCCAUGCAGAGAGAUCAUCUCUCAGACACAAUGGCUGGGUCCAGGUAUCUCUGCUGUGAGAAAACUGAUGGAGUCAGGUUUCUCUGCGUGAUAACACAGACCAGAUCCUUGCUUAUUGAUAGAAAUUACAACAUCUUUGAUGUUAAAAUGGAAAGACUCAACUUGGAUGGGUUCAAGUUUGAGUUUAUCCAUGUCUUUGAUGGGGAACUCAUCAAAGACCGUGGUGAGGACUUCACCAAGUUCUUUAUAUUUGACGCCCUUGUGGUCAAUGGCAAGAAUAUAAUGAAUCUCACCUUUGAGAACAGGCUCCGCACAGUAAAGAACAAAGUUAUUAAGAAAUUAAGGAUUCAGGAAUAUUGAGAAAUCACUUGUGAUAGAGCAGACAAUUAUGAUGAUGAUGAGGAUGAAUUUGACAAACUAGGCGACAUCAGGGACGACUCUAAUGGCAUUAUUAAGAUAUACCUCAAGGACUUCUUUUUGGAUAUCCAGACUAAGGAUCUGUGGGAAAAAGUCAUUCCAAAGCUAGACCAUGGGAAUGACGGAAUAAUUUACACUAUGAAUGAUUGUCCUUAUUAUCCUGGAACUUGUUCACAGAUCAUUAAGUGGAAGCCUGCUUUCCUGAAUAGUGUUGACUUCAACCUGAAGUUGAUAACCUCUUAUAAUGACAAUGAGUACAUCUGGGGACUGUACGCCAGAACCUAUGAACAGCCAGAGUUCCUGUAUGACUGAAUAUUCUUUGAAAAUGCAGAGGAAAAUGAGAAGUGGAGGAAGACGAUUGCCCAGAUGUCCAAUCAUUCAGAGGAAAAGCCUGUCAUUGUGGAAUGAGCGUUCAACUCAGACCUUGAUUAUGACAAUUUGAUUAGGUUUAAUAAGUACAAAAGAAUGAGUAUGAAGUCCUCCUAUCCUAGGGAAGACCAUCUUAAGAGGGACUUUAAAUUCGAUUCAGAGGUAUCCUUUACAGAAAAGAAGCAGCUCAAAGGAGGUUGGAUCAUUGAAAGACAAAGGACAGAUAAGGAGACUCCUAAUAGCUUGAGAGUUGCUAUUAACAUUAAAGCUACUAUUAUGGAUCCGGUUUCAGUUGAUGAUAUUAUCAAUUGUCCAGAAAUAAGAGCUAAAUAUUGCCCUGCUGGUAUGAAGAGGUCUGCUCAGGCUCCUCCUCAGUCAGUGGCUAAGAGGCAGAAGACGGAGUAGAUUCAAUUUAAAAUUAGCCUAAAGGGGUUUUGGGGUUUUGG